AUGGCCGCCGCGGAUGUUCGCGACAUGCUCGAUUUGCCCGCAGAUGGGCAACCAAGACCUACAAAGAAGCAGAAAGUCGCGGAAAAGAGGCCAGAGGGUAUUACUCGUGAGCUCUUCGCGCUACUCGGUGAAAAAGCGCCUCCUAUCGCCCUCAACGAAAAUAAAUACAAGCUGAAGAAAUCUAAUCGAAGGGCGAUUCCAUGGCGAAUGACCGAGUUCAAAAACGAGGCGCGCAGCGAUGGAUUAGUUCUUCGACAUUGGAAGAAAAUGGAGCCCGUGAACAAAUUAGACGACGCUACAAUGGAAGUUGAGCAGACGACUGAUGGCGCACAAGAGGAGCAUGGACAAUAUGCAUUUGCCAAGUAUAAUAUCAAGGCUCAGGUUCCCAGCCGAUACACCGAUGAACAAUACCAGCGACACUUGCAGAGUGAUGAUUGGUCGCGCGAGGAGACGGAUUACCUUCUGGGCUUGGUGGCAGAGUACGAUUUACGAUGGGUGAUUAUUGCUGAUCGAUACGAUUAUCAGCCCAAAACUUCAGAGACCAGCGAUGCGAAUGCGACAGCACUUGUUACAGCGAAAAGUGUCCGGACUAUGGAGCAGAUGAAGGCUCGUUACUAUACGGUGGCAGCGAACAUGCUUGCGCUCGAGCAUCCACCUUCGGAAAUGUCAGAAGCUGAGUUCGCGUUACACGAAAAGAUGAUGAAAUUCGACCCGGAUCGUGAACGACAGCGAAAGGAAUUGGCGGCAUUACAACUGAAUCGCACAGCUGACGAAGUCCGAGAAGAAGGAAUUUUAUUGGAAGAACUCAAACGUAUCGUCACAAACGAGCAGAAUUUCAUCGCAGAGCGCAGAGAGCUUUAUGCAAGACUCGACGUUCCUUACCACGUCAGCAACACGACCAUGUACCAAUCUAGCCAGGGCUUGUCACAGCUUCUGUCGACCUUAUUACAAGCGGACAAGAGCAAAAAGCGCCGCUCCAUACUCGGACCGGAGAGUCUACCAAGUCCAGCUGGUCAAACACCCUCCCAAACCUUACCAAACGGUCUUCGCGAUGUCGAAACACCCACAGCUGCUCUGUCCAACAAGAAAGGAGGAGCUGCAGCAGCUGCCGCCGCUUCGGCCGCCGCAACCCCUACACAACCCACCAUACGCACCCUCACCAAAGAAGAAGAACAACGCUACGGCGUCCAACACCACGACCGCAUCACCCCAGGUGUACACUUUCGCAACGACAAAGCCACAAAACUCACACAAGCCAAAUCAAACAUCCAAACCCAAAAACUUGCCGCAGCUCUUACAGAACUCGAUAUCCCUCUCCGCUUGCUCAUGCCUACCGAGAAAGUCUGCAAGGAAUUUGAAAGACUCAUUCAUCAAGUCAACACCUUACUUGACGCGCGCAAAGUCUCUGAGAAAGUGGAGAGCGAAAUCCGAGUCCUGGAAGCUGCUAGAGAGGAACGACAGAGAAAAGAGCGCGAAGCGAAUCCUACUGCUGCAAGUUCCGGCACAACAAACAACGAAACAGGCAUCGAUCAAGCAGAGAAACAAAUCAAACUCGAGUCUGUGGAAGAUCAACCACAGAGUCAAGGAGGAGGCGCAGCAGCGGAGGAAGAAGAGACUCAUACGAAUCAGCAGAAUGGUGAUACAGGUAAUACAACGGCCGAGACGAGUAGUGCUGGCAAUAAGCACAAACGUUCGGCUAGUGUGUUGAGUGCUCAGAGUGAUAAGAGUUCCAAGAGGCAGCGGAAGUAA
Molecule: messenger RNA, 1749 nt
Organism: Talaromyces amestolkiae
Lineage: Eukaryota; Fungi; Ascomycota; Eurotiomycetes; Eurotiales; Trichocomaceae
Exons: 3
Coding region: 1-1749 (582 amino acids)
Biological process (GO): negative regulation of transcription by RNA polymerase II; chromatin remodeling; DNA repair
Cellular component (GO): NuA4 histone acetyltransferase complex; Swr1 complex
Molecular function (GO): transcription corepressor activity
Source: RefSeq, a predicted model, not a curated record